Photinus pyralis (common eastern firefly) is the source of this 4381-nucleotide messenger RNA. RefSeq lists its product as uncharacterized. The record is from RefSeq and is a predicted model, not a curated record. The transcript has 14 exons. Gene Ontology annotation, biological process: actin filament bundle assembly; actin crosslink formation; plasma membrane organization. Gene Ontology annotation, molecular function: protein binding. The coding region runs from base 425 to 3688 and encodes 1087 amino acids. Gene Ontology annotation, cellular component: nucleoplasm; cytosol. Lineage: Eukaryota; Metazoa; Arthropoda; Insecta; Coleoptera; Lampyridae.
UACUACAAGGUGUAUGUGUGUGUUUUGUAGCGCACAUGAAAAGCCCUGCAUUGCGCGGGAUUCGAGCGGGUGUGAUUAGAAAGUUCGCGCUGCUGACUCAGAUCGCGGCAGAUCAGUCGCGACGCGAGUUCCUUGCCUAGUAUCUCGGAGUUUUUCACUGCAUCCGUCCCGGAACUUUACGAAUGCGCGAUUGUUUUCAGUGAACUUCUGGAAAAUAGUAUUUUUGUGACGGUUGGGAUUUUUCUCUUCGAGGUGCAGUAAUAAAGUAAACGUGAUGUUCGUUAGAUAAAGUUUAAUUACUGAACCCCUAAAGUGCAAAUAAUUAGCGGACUGUCGGGAUUAUCAUCAAUGUAAUUGAGUUGAGAAGAGAUAUGGAUGUUAAGUUGUGAUUUUGGUUAAACUUCUAGUUCAAGACAGAUUCAAAAUGGAGACCGAAGAACUCAUUAAGCUCGUUGAUGGUAUCUACAAGAAUAUUUUGGAUAAAUUUAAUCCGGGAGCACGCCAGAUGAUCAACGCCGGCAAAGCUUACCUAAAAGCUCUUCAUGGAACGGCGGCCGCCUCCCGUUUAUACGUGGAUGCUAUUAGCAAAUUAGCGCGACAGGCUCAGCAAGGAACUUGGGGUGGAUGUGCAGAUAUCGGGGCGGCGUUAAUGAAGGUUGUGGAGGUUUAUAAGGAGAUACAGGAUCAGCAAAUGAACAUUCUUAAAGCAUUCUAUGUUGACCUGCUGGUACCGUUAGAGACGAAUUUGGAGAAGGACACAAAAGUUGUUCAGUCGGAGCAGAAGAGAUUCUUACAGCAACACAAACAGCGAUCCGAAACGUACAGUAAGGCCGCCGCUACUAUGAAGAAGCAGCGCAAGAAAUCCAAGGGAACUUCCAAAGGUGGGCUAGCCAUGGACAAGGAACUAAAGAAUAUGCAAGUUCUUGAAGAGGAGAAAACCAAACUAGACUCAUUUUGCGAGCAAAGCUUAAAGAACGCAAUGACUCAAGAGCGACGACGUUACGGUUUCGUUUUGGAAAGACACUGCUCGCUAACCAAGCACUACAUGUCAUACCACGCCCAAGGUGUCGCCGCUUACCAACAAAACCUAGAUAAAUGGUCCGAGGUAGCGAAAACGCGCGAGUUUCUGCCCGAAGCUGUCGAAAACAUCUUCAGCAAUAAAAUCAGGCAAGUGUCGAUCUGGCAGGACGACGAUUUGUACUCAAAUCCAAGAAGUCCCCACUACGAUGAUGACAGAAUGAGUCUUAGUUCGCAACUGCGCAAAACGAAGAGCAUGGAUGCGUCUUGCCUCGAUAUCCGCUCAAUCGAGGAGGUCGGUUCGCCGGUGACCACGAUGUCGAGGGCCAAAUCUGACUUCAACCUAAACUCGUCCAUACCGUCACUUGUUCAAGAUUCUACUCCAACUCGUUGCCGUCCAAAAUCAAUGGCCGUUCCUUCGGUGCCUCCCCCUCAAUGGGAAACUCAACUGGCCAAAGCACUUUACGCGUAUUUGUCGAGUGGAGACAAUCAAUUAAGUUUCCUUGAAGGUGAUGUAAUUGCUUUAAUCGGUGAAAGAAAUAAGGGGUGGCAGUUUGGGGAAAACUUACGCACGCAGUGCACGGGGUGGUUUCCGCUAGCGUACACAGAGCUGAUGGACGAUUCCACUUUAUCGCCUAAACACAGGUCUGACAUAAGCGACUCAAACCAUCACGGAACUCUACGAUCCACCCCAUCGACAGGUACUAUAACCCCUUUAUCGCCUAGUGGACCCCAGCCUAGUAACACAGCUAACUUAGACAACCCCACACCUCGUAUGUUUGGCGACACUAUACACCUGCACAGAUCAUCUGCUAAUGCUAAACAGAUUCGUCGAGCAAUCGCUUCUAACAACAUUCCGCCGCCCGCCCUACCCGCUCCCGUUCCCACUCCCUCUUUACCAUAUCACAAAACUGGACUCUCCCAAUCGCACAGUACCAACUUUUCAAAACCAGAAAUGGACAUGUCUACGUUUCAAACUCCGUACGCUCAACCGGGCGGGUUAAAGAUGUCAACUUCCAGCUUCAGCUUCACAGCACCAUCCGGCGGUUCCUAUUCCACUCAUCCCCAGGUCACGCGUGUGGAAAAACCGCCUGGUAUCAACGCUCUUCCCAUUCACCUGCAAACAAAGGGCGGUAAAAUUGGAGGACCAGUGGGGAACGUCUCCCUGCACAGCAGCAACGAUUCGGGUUUCAGCAACGAUCCCCCGCCGCAGCCCGAAGUGGACUACUCGGACGAUGACUCAAUUCCUGGACAAACGAAGGUGCCGGCAAGACGUCGUCGUCCUAGCUUACACGAUGACAACAACAACCGCAAAAAAUUGCCAUCGUCUCAGCCGCCCAUUGACGACACCCGCAAUUACUUAUCUGACGACCAGAGCAUCACGUGGAGGACAAACGAUGACAAGAAGGGUUUCGUCAAGCGCACGAAAUCCUUCUGGAGAUUUGGUAAGAGCGGAUCUGAUAAUGAAGUGCUGGAAGGGAUGGCUUUGUGGAAGCAUCGCGAUUUGGUCGAUAUUGACGAAAAGAAAAAGCACCAUUCGACUAUAGAUAGAAAGGGAAUUAAAGGUUCGCGUAAAAGUCGCGAUCGAUCUAACGACUCCGAUAAAACGCUAAACGCCAAACAGCACGAGGAGAGUAAUGUUAGAAUCCGUCAUCAACGAAAGGUCGCUAACGAAACCCAUAAAACGCGCGGCAGAAAUGGGAAUUUAAAUCAGGACGACUUUGAAAAUCAUUUUGAUAAACCGAAGACGAACGGGGAUCAGUUUUACGAUCACGAGGAUGGACUAAUAUUACGCACGGUUAAUCGAAAAAAUAUUCUGCAGCAAUACGACAACGACACCGGGACCGAUUCGGAUAGCGAAACUGAAAUAACCAGCGACGAUCCUUACGAUUGUAUAGUCGUGGACGAUCAGGCGCAAAAAAUUAAACGGAACACGGAACAGUUCCCCAACGUCGCGGCAAUCGGGAAGAAGCUGGAAAAGCUGUCGAAAUCGUCCAAGUACUCCCCGGACAAGCAGAAGAGCGUCGCAAACCGAAGUUCCACAAUGGAACGGAGCGACCCAAUUCACGUGAAGAAUGAGAAAAAUAAAGUGGAAAAUCGCAGCAACACCUUGGAGCACUCGGACAUUAUGAAGUAUCGCGAGGAGACGCGAACUUUCAAAACUUUCAGAGUAGAGGUCGAGAACAGCGAGAACGGCGAGAAGGAGGUAAACGAAAACGACAGAUUCUACAAAUCCAAGUAUUACAAGAAAAACAACGAAAUAGAUAAUUUAGAGCGCGAAAGGCGUAUGAGAUCGAGUUAUGAGAGCAUCAAUUCCGAUACUGAUCAACACGACGUAAGAUCCGUUUCGAAGCGCGCCACCAUCGAAACGGAUAAUCGUGAUAAGAUGAGGUAUUACAACGAUAGAAAUCGCGACACGUCGGCCGACGAGUUUUCCGACGCCAUCGAAAGUAGACAGUUCCUGCCGAGAACUAAGCUCACCAAAACGAACAGCGGCGGUUCGAACUCGAACGCCGCCGAUGCCGGUCUAAUGAAUUACGGCGAGAGCAUGAAGCGACGCCUGAAUGGAGGCGAACACGCGACUAAAUUUAACGAAAAAUCAAAUAGAAGCGGAAAUACCUACGGGCCCUGGUACGACCUUUGGGGGCUAGACGCUUCUGUGCGAAAGUAACCCUCUGGUGCCAGUUUUUAUUUGCUUGCUUGCUGUAGCUGCAUGGCAUGACGUUUCCUCUUCCACUUACAUUUCGAUUUGCUUUUUUUCAGAUCUGACAUGUUUGCAACAAUUAAAGCUCGAAAAACUAAACCUUGCGAACAGUCGUCAUUGAUAGUCGAAUAAGCUUCAAACUAACAUUAUCAUUAAUCUAGUCUAACUCCGCUUCCUUCAACUGACACAUCCUGCGAAAGGCACUACUGCGAUUGACUACAACGAUUAAGCGCAUGAAAGUGACUUUUUAAUUUAUUCGAAUGCAUUUAGUUUAUUGUACAUACAUUUAUUAUUGGUGGUUGGGGUGGUGCAAUAAAAAACAAUUGCAACACAAACUUACUACUGUACUUGCUUUUCUACUUUACACCUUGUUUUUUGUUGACAUACUCGCAAUUAUACUAGUAAGUUUGGCAAAUUGAUAAUUAUGUGUAAAUAAUUGCAAAAUUUACGUGUAUAUAUAUCGGCUUCUAUAAAAUGGGCGCCCUUGUAAAUUUAUAAUCUGUAAAAUACUAGAAAUUUAAGUGUUCUUGUUGUAAUAUGUACUUAAAUGUGAACUUCAAAUAUUACAUUAUUAUUUACGGGGUAAAGGGUUAAUUUUUUCAAAAUGAGAACUGUUUUUAUAUCGGAUAUACGCCUAAUUAAUAAAUAAUUACCACUUAC